AUGCGUGAUUUUCAAAUGGACUCGUUGAGGGGCAUGCACCCUGCGUCUCUUGCGCACCCUGCUUCGCAUUCGCACGUUAUGCUGCAGCUCAUUGGCAUGGUCAUAUCUCCGCCUCUCAUUGGUGAGUUGCUUCAUCCACGCAUCUUCCCCAUGUGCUCACUUUUCGAAGAGUAUACUGUCGACUGUGUUACAGAAGCCGUACGCUUCGCUCUGGACCACGAUACCCGUGCAUCCGCGCCGUCCUCCUCCUUCCAUCGUAAAAGGAAUUCCCGGUAUACUGGCUCCCGAAGCGCAGAGGACGACUAUCGCCACCUGACUGACUUCGUUACGACCCUCGUCUCGCACGCCCAAAUCACCACUCCGACACUGCUUGUCGCGCUGACGUACAUAACGCGCGCGCGCGCGAUCAUGUUCAUCCGCUGUGCUUCCGCUUUCGUCGCCCAGCGCCUCAUCCUCGGCGCGCUCGUGCUCGCGAGCAAGUACACGCAAGACAGCACGAUGCUGAACUGCCACUGGGCGAUGUGCACUGCGGGGCUCUUCACGACGCGUGAUGUGAGCAAGAUCGAGCGCGAUGUGCUGGCGGUGCUGGAUUGGGAGCUCCGUGUUAGGGAGGUGGAGGUGUUGGUGCAGUGCGAGGGGAUGAAGAAACGGGCCGAUGAAGGACUGGCGGAAUCUGUCCGCUACUCCAGGCGAAAUCGGUCCGUAAGGCAUCAUCGCCGUAGGAGGAUAACGACGACCUCAGUCGUCUGUACUUCUCCUGCCGGUGUACCGGAUUUGGCCUCCAGCCCUGCAAGUAGUCGGGACAUUGUAUCACCUCGCACGCCGCAGGAUGUUAUACCAUCGUGGAGGGAGCCUUCGAAGGCCACACGAGUGGCGAUGUCCGUCGUCCGCCAUGUCAAGCGGAGAAUGUCUGGUAUCAUCGUCCCCGGCUCAUAG
This is a messenger RNA of Mycena citricolor, 936 nucleotides long. The record is from the annotation of a GenBank genome assembly. NCBI's taxonomy places the organism in Eukaryota, Fungi, Basidiomycota, Agaricomycetes, Agaricales, Mycenaceae.